GCCCCUUGUCAGCUGGCUACCGCUUACAUUGACUAGUGUAUAAAACCACGUCGCACCAGGAUUUAGCAGACAGGUGUCAUUCCGGUUGCGCCAUCUCAAGGGUUUAGGUUCGGGCCCCAGAUGAGCUCUGUGAUACUAUCAUAAAGUACAUAUUCUGAGCGAAUGUCGCAAACGUCACAAAUGGCACAAGCGUCUCCAUCGGCACCGCCAGCCCCUGUUGCCCCGCCGGCUCGUCGACGUGUUGAGUACUACAAAGAGGAGAACUUUAAGGACCUUGACCUCACACGCACAGUGCACUUGGGCUGGGGCGCACUGGGAGGCGCUGCUGGGAUAUUGCUUUGCAUGGGGAUGUCCAUGGCUACGCAAGGCCGAAGCUGGAACGUCAGCUUCAUGUGGCUGCAGCGACGAGUGGGUGCACAGUUCGGUACCAUGAGCUACAUUAUCACCUCCAACCUGCUCUACUACCACGACGGGGACCGCUGGAUCACACGCGACUGGCCCAGCAUCAUGGAGCGCUGGACCAGCCGCCGGCGCGGCGGCCGCGGCGUGCCGCUGGAGCAGUAGGCAGUAGCAGUAGCAGCGCGGCGCAGUGGGAAUGGCAGUAGCAUCACGGCCGCAGGACAGUGGGGCCACAGCUGCAGCGACGCUGCGCCUUACGCUGGAGCAGUAGGCAGUAGCAGUAGCAGCGCGGCGCAGUGGGAAUGGCAGUAGCAUCACGGCCGCAGGACAGUGGGGCCAUAGCUGCAGCGACGCUGCGCCUUACGCUGGAGCAGUAGGCAGUAGCAGUAGCAGCGCGGCGCAGUGGGAAUGGCAGUAGCAUCACGGCCGCAGGACAGUGGGGCCAUAGCUGCAGCGACGCUGCGCCUUACGCUGGAGCAGUAGGCAGUAGCAGUAGCAGCGCGGCGCAGUGGGAAUGGCAGUAGCAUCACGGCCGCAGGACAGUGGGGCCAUAGCUGCAGCGACGCUGCGCCUUACGAUGGCGACGGCGCGGCACGUAAACAGAAGCAGAUCUGGCAGGGUGCGCGAGCAGGACUGCGGCGGCGAUGGUUAUGUCAGCAAGAAGCAAACAAGAGGACAGAGACACAGAGUGCUGACGGGUCAAGCGCCAACAGGCAAAGGGAGCUGUUAUCAGCACAACCUCCUGUGGCGGGGCUCGUGAGCACGCGGCGUGCAUGGACGUGGGGUGGCCCUGCACAGGGCCUUUGUGAAGAAGGAAGGCCACAACAGCUGGAGGCUGUCCAAGGUCUGAUGAGGGUCACAGCUCAGAGUCACUGGGUUAGGCUAGGUGCGUGUUUGCUCAGCAGCCCCGCUGCUCUCAGCAUUCGUCUGUAUGCGGGGGGGGCCUUACAGCUAAGGGCUGGAGCGCAAGCGUCCCUUGCUUGCGGCGCCAAAUGUAUACUAGUAGAUGACCAUUGCACAGAGCCAAUGUGAGGGCCUAGGGAUAUGUGUUGACGGUUGACCCAAACAAACUAACGCAUGGUUGCUUUCCUUUGGAAGAGCCUAUGGUCCCCCGGUCGGCCAUGAAAUGACCUUCCGCUGGCGGGGAUGGGGCGCAUGUCCUCUAAACGUGUCGGAUGCGCAGCAGCCAGCAUCCCAGCAGGGUGCAGGGACAGCCGAACACGGCCUGGGCGCGCACCCUUGUGAGGAAGCAUCGUCGAUAAGUGGGCGCUUGGAACCCCCGACCUGGGCUGAACGGCACCAGACCACACUGUCGCUGUCGUGACUGUCAUCCCUGCAAAUGGGGAACCUGACAGCAGCGCAGGCGCCACAGGCGUGGAGGCGCUCUGAUUGCAGGCCCCCUCAGGCCCCUAGCAGCUGUCAUCAUCGGGCGGAGCUGAUCGUGCCAGGGCCCCAGGGUGCGAUGAGACAUGGUAAGGGGCAGGGUGGCGCAGGGGUGCCCCUCGGCGCCGCUUAAUGGCUCCCUUGAUCCUCCAUUGCAGCGUCCACAGACAGGAAACCGUGGUACGAUACGUGGCCGGGCACGUGACAGGUGUGUGGGGGAGCGACGGGACGUAUUGUGGACGAUUGCGCAGACCACCCCUGGUGGAGACGUCGACGUUAUGCGUGCUGUAACAACUAUCUAGA
Messenger RNA from Chlamydomonas reinhardtii, 2085 nucleotides. RefSeq lists its product as uncharacterized. Lineage: Eukaryota; Viridiplantae; Chlorophyta; Chlorophyceae; Chlamydomonadales; Chlamydomonadaceae. The record is from RefSeq and is a predicted model, not a curated record. The coding region runs from base 181 to 564 and encodes 127 amino acids. The transcript has 5 exons.